AUGAUACAAAUUGGAAAUGCUGUAAUAUAAGAUAGUACUUUUUUAGAAAAUUAAGCCUACUUAUCAACUGGUGGAGCUAUAAGCUUAUAAAAUGCAAAUUUAUCUUUAAAAAACACUACUAUCCUUAACAAUAAAGCUAUAAUUGGUGGAGGAUUGAUUGAUGAGGAAGAAAGCCCUCUGUUAAUAUCUAAAGUUAGUCAGUUUGAUAGUCUUAUGUACAGCGAUGAUGUUCUUGCAAUAAUAUAGCAAAUAAGUGUUUCAUUAUAAUGGGAGUAGUCAAACUAAUAAAUUCAGUGUAUAGGAUAGCUUGAAACAAAAUAAUUUGUUUAAAGUGGUGGAUAUUAAUUAAAUGCAUAAGUGAUAUACAAACCAAAAAGUUAAAUGAACCUUUAAAUUGUUUCGAAUAUUUUCCCUUAGCUUGUAGAUUCAAGAGGAAAUAUAUAUCAAAAAUAGGAAUAGCUUAUUAAAAAUAUAGUUUUUAAUUUUGAUGAUUGCGAGAUAGGAUAAAUAGUUAAAUAAUAUAGUAGUUCUACCAUUUGUGAGAAUUGUUAAGAAGGUAAAUAUUCUUUAAAUAAAUAAGAUAUUGAAUGUUAAUAAUGUCCAGAAUCAGCUGUUAAAUGCUUCAAAUCAACAAUUCUAUUAAAGAAUGGAUAUUGGAGAAAAAAUGAAAAUACUGAUAUAAUAUCUUAUUGUAAUUUUAAUCCUCUUGCUUGCCAAGCAGAAUCUCCUGAAUCAAAAAUUGUAUAAAGAAGAAUAAAAGUUCUUAUUAAAUAUUUAAAAGGAUAUAAUUUUUAUGGCUAAGAAUCUUUUUAAUAGCUCUUUAAUACUUAAAGUGCCUAAAUAAGAUAGUCUAGUAUCUCACCUUAAUUGCAAAUAUAAACUCCAUAAUAAACUGAUAGAUUUAUUCUAUAAGAUACGAAUGAAUAAAAUUAUAAGGAUAACUUUAAAAAAGUAGAUACUUUUAAAAAUAUGAGAGAUAGAUGGUCUUAUUAUUCAAGAUCACCUAAAUCAAAUAUUCUGACUAAAUACGCAUCUAAUGAUUAAGAUAUGAUUGAUAGUUAAGAAAGUAAAUCACCUUAAAGUAAAUAUAACUUUUUAGAAAGCGCUAGAAGUCAAUACAUUAUGACAUCAAAUUACGAUUAAAGAUUGUAAACCAAAGAAUUUAAUAUGCUUUUAGACAAAAGUAAUUGA
Molecule: messenger RNA, 1191 nt
Organism: Tetrahymena thermophila SB210
Lineage: Eukaryota; Ciliophora; Oligohymenophorea; Hymenostomatida; Tetrahymenidae
Exons: 3
Source: RefSeq, a predicted model, not a curated record